GCCUCACCACAGCCCACACACCGUGCAGACCUCCACGGCGUCCUCGUCUCCACCCAUUUCCGUUGCAGAGUAGCUCGACAGUUUCUCUCAGCCUCGAGCGGAGCGGGGAGAGGAUCGGAUCGGAUCGGAUCGGAGAGCCUACGACGCGGCAGGAGCUGGCUAUCCCUCGAGGUCAGGGAGCGGCGGCGUCGCCGCGCCCGCACGAGACGGCGGAGCUGGACGCGGCGGCGGCGUUCGCCGGGGGGGAGUCGGCGGAGCAGCGCAACCGCUUCCUGGUGCUGCGUCUGUACGAGGCGCUCAACGCCCGCGACGCGCGCCGGGCGCAGGAGCUGCUGGCGCCCGACCUCGAGUGGUGGUUCCAUGGGCCCCCCACGCGCCAGCACAUGAUGCGCCUCCUCACCGGCGCGGACCAGCGCGACAAACAGAACCGCGGCGGCGGCGGCGGGUUCGUCUUCUCCCCGCGCUCCGUCGACGCCUUCGGGUCCACCGUCAUCGCCGAGGGCGCCGACGACGCGCGCCAGCUCUACUGGGUGCACGCCUGGACCGUGGGGCCCGACGGCGUGAUCACCCAGCUCAGGGAGUACUUCAACACCGACCUCACCGUCACCCUCCUCUCCGGCUCCGGCGCCGUCUCCUCCACCAAGAAAGCUGACAUUGCAGGCGCUCUGCCUAAGCUACAGGACGCUGCGUCUUCUUCUUCUUCCUCCUCCCCCUCGGCAGCUGCAGGGCCCAAGUGCCUGUGGCAGAGCCGCCGCGCCGACAGCGCACACAAGUCGCUGCCGGGCCUCGUCCUCGCCAUCUGAAGAGACUUGAGACCGCAAGAUCCAUCUGCUACCCUCCAGUAUAACCGUAUAAUAAAAAUCCUAAAGUUCCAAACUAUUAUCGCAGAAAUAAUCUGGAACGGCACUAGUCGUAGUAUGUACUGUACUGUACUGUACUCAGAGCCAGUCAGUGAAAACGUAAUGACGUUUCCGUAUGCGUAUGGACUGAACUGAACUGGUCCGUGCUGUGAGGUUCCGGAUUCUUGUACCUAGUUAGCUUGUGUCCUGUUGUGUCGUCUGUGUGUGUGGAAAUUGUAGUUUGUUAAGUCAUGGCUUAUGGUGCGCGCUGCCAUUGCCGCUACUGUAAUGGUCUGCUGUUAUGGUGUGAUGAUGGAUGUGAUGCUGGUAUAUUGUUGUGGCUGAAUAAAAGUGGCAUGAGUUGGAGGGUUAAGAAAUUAA
This is a messenger RNA of Sorghum bicolor (sorghum), 1220 nucleotides long. RefSeq names its product wound-induced protein 1. The transcript has a single exon. The record is from RefSeq and is a predicted model, not a curated record. The coding region runs from base 384 to 803 and encodes 139 amino acids. NCBI's taxonomy places the organism in Eukaryota, Viridiplantae, Streptophyta, Magnoliopsida, Poales, Poaceae.